Molecule: messenger RNA, 889 nt
Organism: Glycine soja
Lineage: Eukaryota; Viridiplantae; Streptophyta; Magnoliopsida; Fabales; Fabaceae
Product: membrane magnesium transporter-like
Exons: 4
Coding region: 184-504 (106 amino acids)
Cellular component (GO): early endosome; Golgi apparatus; plasma membrane
Source: RefSeq, a predicted model, not a curated record
AUUUUAUUAUAGAAAAUUGAGUUGAGUAUUAUUCCGAUCCACUACCUGGGUUAUAUUUGUUUUGCAUUUUGAAUUUUCAUUUACAUUUUUUUACAUAAACAUAUAUACGCGCGGGUAAUGGGUGAAGCUGGAAUUGAAAUCCUUGUGUAGUUGUUGCAGUGAAAGACAAAGAAGAUCAAAUAAAUGGGUCUAGCUUUAACCGUCGGAUUCCUCGGCCUUCUCAUUCUAUUUCACGCCGCUUAUUCAACUAUUCAGUACAGGGGCGUGUUGAAGAUUACUGAAGAAGAGUUUUCAGGGCUUCCAAUCGAGGUGGUGAUUGAGCUGUUUCUUGGAUUGCUGCUCUGUUUUUGGACUGCGCUCACUGCCCCGGGGAAGUUUCUAUCCAUACACCCUCACUCUGAGGAGAACAGAAUUGUCUCUUUACCUGCCAACCCAGACUUCAUGAUCUUCAACCACCGAGGCAAGGUCUUUCCUGUGGAAAUGGAUUUGAAGCUGAGACAAUGAGAACUAUUGGAUCAAGUGUCUUUAUCUCUCACAUGAGGAGGAAAAUGUUUACACUGAAAAAUUAAAGAAUUGGGAUGUAGAUUUUGACCGUUGGUUGAUUUAUGGGUUUUGCAGUUUCUUUUUGUAGCUUGGUCACUUGCCCUGGUAAUUUUGGCAGGAUGUUGUUACUUGAGUCAAUUGAUUUGGCGAAGCCUCGGGUUAGCUUGUUAUAGGAGUUAUAUAAUUAGACUAGAAUGAAGUGAAGAGCCAUGCUUAGCUAAGCAAUCAGCUGACAUAUUCCCUAAUUCAGUGUAUGUAAUUACGAUGUGAGAUGUAAACUAACUUAUGUAAUGAACAAACAAACUGAACUACUAAAAAAAGGCAUCAAGAGUGAUUGUGCCAUUAA